AUGUCUCAAGAUAGUGAGCUUCUCCCAACAGCAAAGUACAGUUCUUCCGAUAUUAACAAAGAGUUCUCAGUCGAUAGCACGAAACCCUUAACAACAAAUGGUACAACCACUGGUCCAUCUGAUUACAUAAUCAACUUGACACAAGGUGAUUACACGGACAAGAAUAAACCUACAAAUAAUAAAGAUACGAAAACAGGAAGACUGAGGGCUUAUGUCACAGAUCUUCAGGAUCAGGUCAAUAUAUUCUUAACUGAGCGAAUGGAAAUAGAGAAGAAGAGGGCAAAAGAGGCUAAAAGACGAUUGCAAGCUGAGGCAAAGACCCAGGCAGUAAGUAAAGACGGCGAUAGUACGAAUUGA
This is a messenger RNA of Brettanomyces bruxellensis, 357 nucleotides long. RefSeq lists its product as uncharacterized. NCBI's taxonomy places the organism in Eukaryota, Fungi, Ascomycota, Pichiomycetes, Pichiales, Pichiaceae. The coding region runs from base 1 to 357 and encodes 118 amino acids. The transcript has a single exon. The record is from RefSeq and is a predicted model, not a curated record.